AUGCUUCAAGAACUAACCCUGGCGGAUGUGCAGUCGCACAGUACGAAAGAGGAUUUGCACUUUAUCAUUCGUGGAAACGUUUACAAUGCUACUGAAUUUGUGGACGAGCACCCAGGCGGUCCAGAACUGCUGCUCGAUGUAGCUGGCAAAGAUGCUACAGAGGCGUACAACGAUGCUGGCCAUUCGGAAGAAGCAGACGAGAUCCUGGGUGAUUUCUUAAUCGGCACUAUCAAGGCAGAAUCAGCUGCUCAACCUUCGUCUCCAAUAAAAGUGGUAGAGCAGGCGAUUCAAUCACUUUCACUCACAGAAGGCACCACACCAGGGGUGCUGAAGCCCGACGAAUUCCAAGAAUUUGAACUCCAGGAGAAAACUGUUGUCUCCCACAAUGUCGCUAUAUACCGCUUCAAGCUCCCCACCCCCGAAGCUAUCUUUGGCUUACCAAUUGGCCAGCACAUCUCCAUUGGAGCCCUUCUCCCCCAGCCCGAUGGAUCUUCGAAAGAAGUUGUACGCUCCUAUACACCUAUUUCCGGUGAUCACCAACCAGGCUACUUCGACCUGCUCGUCAAAGCCUACCCUCAGGGCAACAUCACACAACAUAUCGCCUCGCUCGCAAUUGGCCAGAAUGUCCGCGUUCGGGGACCGAAAGGAAACUUUACUUACACUCCCAAUAUGGUUCGUCUUUUUGGCAUGAUCGCUGGUGGCUCUGGGAUCACGCCCAUGCUGCAGAUUAUUCGAGCUAUCAUGCGUGGCCGUGUGAGUGGUGAUAAGACUGAGGUUGAUCUUAUUUUUGCCAAUGUGAAAGAGGAAGAUAUCCUUCUGAAAGAUGAUUUGGAUGCGCUGAAUAAGGAGGAUCCUGGUGUGAGGGUCCAUUAUGUGUUGAAUGACCCGCCCGAGGGAUGGACCGGUGGAGUUGGGUUUGUCACAAAGGACAUGAUUUCUCAAUGGCUUCCGAAACCGGCUGCGGAUGUCAAGAUCUUGCUUUGUGGUCCUCCUCCGAUGGUCAGUGCUAUGAAGACAGCCACAGAGAGCCUAGGAUAUGAGAAGGCCCGGCCUGUCAGCAAGCUGGAGGAUCAGGUUUUUGCUUUCUAG
Molecule: messenger RNA, 1089 nt
Organism: Penicillium chermesinum
Lineage: Eukaryota; Fungi; Ascomycota; Eurotiomycetes; Eurotiales; Aspergillaceae
Exons: 4
Coding region: 1-1089 (362 amino acids)
Cellular component (GO): endoplasmic reticulum
Molecular function (GO): heme binding; oxidoreductase activity
Source: RefSeq, a predicted model, not a curated record